Erinaceus europaeus (western European hedgehog) is the source of this 4455-nucleotide messenger RNA. It is a transcript of the gene GFOD1, whose product is annotated as Gfo/Idh/MocA-like oxidoreductase domain containing 1. The record is from RefSeq and is a predicted model, not a curated record. Lineage: Eukaryota; Metazoa; Chordata; Mammalia; Eulipotyphla; Erinaceidae. The transcript is spliced from 2 exons. Bases 719 to 1891 code for a protein of 390 amino acids. Gene Ontology annotation, molecular function: nucleotide binding.
GGGAUCCCGGAGCCCGAGCCGGCCUAGAACCCGGGCGGCCAAAGCCGCGCAGCGAGCGAACAUGGCAGCAGAAUGAGAAGCGUAGAGUCGGGUCCUGGCUGCCACCACGCUGCAGCUCGAGAUCCGCGCCCGGCGCCCCCAGCGCCGCCGCAUGCUUAGCUGGCCUCCUGGUGGCCGCUGGGUUAUUUCAUUCCGAGCGGAGGGCGGGGGAAACGCGGGACCCAGCAGCAGCAGCAGCAGAGCCGGUCCUAGGUCUGACUGGGUGUAGAGGCGUCUGUUGUCUACUCGCCUGCUGCGGGAACCACUCGGGAGAGGACCGAUCCCUGGCUGCGGCGCCGCGGACGCUGGGAUGAGCCGGCCAUGGAGCGGCCUCAACUGGGCGCGCGCAGCCGGCUGUCGCUGUCGCGGGGGAGCCGUCUGAGCCGAAGCUCCUCUGGGCUUCAGGGCCUGGGGCAGCCUGGGGGGGUCUCCGCCUCAGCAUCCAGGAAGGGCAAGAGUCCCGCGUGGCGGACACUGCAGCACUCAUCGGAUUGAGGUCCUCCCGGGAGAGCCUGCUCGGGCUGCAGCUCAGUGCGCUCACGGCACCCGGGCACCUUUCCUGGUGCACGGCUGCUGGCGCACGGCGGCGAGCCGAGUGCAGGACUGGAUAGAGGGGUGUGUGCGGGCGGUCUGGACUGGAGAUCCAAGCUGAAGCUGAACCCGGCGGACCUGAGCAGCCAUGCUUCCCGGGGUGGGCGUGUUCGGCACCAGCCUCACGGCUCGUGUCAUCAUCCCGCUGCUGAAAGACGAGGGUUUCUCCGUGAAGGCUCUGUGGGGCCGCACGCCAGAGGAAGCGGAGGAGCUGGCCAAGGAGAUGAGCGUCCCCUUCUAUACCAGCCGUAUUGACGAGGUGCUGCUUCAUCAAGACGUAGACUUGGUGUGCAUCAACCUGCCACCGCCCCUCACCAGACAGAUCGCAGUCAAAACCCUGGGCAUCGGCAAGAAUGUCAUCUGCGACCGGACGGCGACCCCCCUGGACGCCUUCCGCAUGAUGUCUGCUGCACACUACUACCCCAAGCUCAUGAGCAUCAUGGGCAACGUGCUGCGCUUCCUGCCCGCCUUUGUGCACAUGAAGCAGCUCAUCGAGGAGGGAUAUGUGGGCGAGCUGCUGGUGUGCGAGGUGCAAGUGCACAGCGGCAGCCUGCUGGGCAAGAAGUACAACUGGAGCUGUGAUGAUCUGAUGGGCGGCGGCGGCCUGCACUCGGUGGGCACCUACAUCAUCGACCUGCUCACCUUCCUCACUGGCCAGAAGGCCGUCAAGGUCCACGGGCUGCUCAAGACCUUUGUAAAGCAGACAGACCACAUCAAGGGCAUCCGCCAGAUCACCAGCGAUGACUUCUGCACCUUCCAGAUGGUGCUGGAGGGCGGAGUGUGCUGCACGGUCACCCUCAACUUCAACGUGCCUGGGGAGUUCAAGCAGGAUGUGACGGUGGUGGGCUCCGCCGGGCGCCUUCUGGCCGUGGGCACCGACCUGUAUGGGCAGCGCAACUGCGCCCCCGAGCAGGAACUGCUGCUCCAGGACGCCACGCCUGUCAGCAGUUCUCUGCUGCCGGAGAAGGCCUUCAGUGACAUCCCCUCGCCCUACUUGCGUGGUACCAUCAAGAUGAUGCAGGCGGUGCGCCAGGCCUUCCAGGACCAGGACGACCGGCGCACGUGGGAUGGGCGGCCGCUGACCAUGGCCGCCACCUUUGAUGACUGCCUGUAUGCACUGUGUGUGGUGGACACCAUCAAGAGGUCCAGCCAGACCGGCGAGUGGCAGAACAUUGCCAUCAUGACAGAGGAGCCCGAACUGAGUCCCGCCUACCUGAUCAGCGAGGCAAUGCGCAGGAGCAGGAUGUCCCUGUACUGUUAGUGCAGAAGUCGGACUUCUGUCUGGACCCAUGGAAUGGAGAAAGGCCGAGGGGAGAGGUCCCCUUAUGGAGUGUGGGAAUAGGGAGGUAGAGGGGCAGAGUGAGGAAUUGGCAUCUGGGAAGGCGGAACCCCACCCGCGUUCCAAACAGAACUUUUGAUAAAUUGAGCUAAUAGCCUUGAAGGUAUUCUUGGAAUCAGCCCCUCCCUGUCAUUUGUAUGAGGGGAAAGUUAGCUGCCUCUAUCACACUACUGUGAAAAGCAAGGAGGGAUAGCUUUCCUUCAAACUACACCCUUCCCACCUCCACCUUGACCUCUUGUGCAAUCAGAUGCUCUUGGGAGGUUAAGGCACUGUAUCCUAUAGCAAGUUCCUUGGCAAUGGUUUUCCACAAUACCUACCACUGGCAGGAGAAGGCACAUCUUGUCUAGACAAACCUGUUAAGCUGGGGAUUGGUCGUGGCUAUGGUGGUGGUGAUGGUGUGUAGGGGGUGGGCAGGUCAUAUAACUUAAAUCCCAGGAAGUCACUUAAAAUAUCUAAAGGGGGAAAAAAAGCAUAUGGUUUCAAAGUGUACAGUUUUCAUGAUUGAUUGGCCUUCUUUAUGGGAAACACAUAGGAGUGUUUUCCUAAGCGGUUCAUAGCCCCCCAGCAGGCCUGAGGUGGGGUAAAAGAAUGUUGAGUAGAGCAAGCAGAGAGAGGGGUUCCUUAAACUCAAAGGAGAGAGCAAAUGCACACAAGUGUGUGCAAACAGAUGGGGAAGAGAUCAAGGAGCCACCUUUAUGAUUAACAAAUAGAAAUGACUAUGAAAGGCGUUUGGUGCUAAAGUGAGUUCAUUUCACUUUAUAUGACUCUUCAGGCAGAUUCAAGGACACAGGUAGGAUCUCGGAGUUUGCUCACAAGUUAUAAGCUGUUCUCAAAGGCUAUGGUCAGCUGGGAGCUCUGGUGUUGCAGUGGGAAUUCACCAACCAGCAGGGAAAGUGAGUCAGCCUUAGACUUGUUUCUUGCACAAAUACUCAACCAUUUUUCUUUCUAAAGUGGGGAAGAAAUUUGAGGAAAUCCACCAAGUCAGUACUUGUGUGUUUUAAAGGGAAGCAAACCUUUUAAGUUCUUUCCAGAAGAAUCUUCUUCAUUUAAAGGGGUGGGGGAAAGGUCAAGUCUCUUUCUGUAGUUCUGACCUUUGUUUUCAUUAUCCUGACCUCUGGAAAUGUUUGAACAGGUAUUAAACAAAGCAAAAAGAAAAACAAGGAUUAUAGUUUUCAGUGUUUCUCAAAUAGUGUUUAGAACUGUCCGAGGAGUUCAUAUCACAUAGAGUUGAGAGGUUAAUGUAGUGAAAAACAUAUUAUUCCAUGAAGUUCUGUCUUUCUGGUCUUGUCAUCUUUGUUUACAGAGCUUUUAUUAGAGAUGGCCAACUGCAGGCUUGCAUAGGCAGUGCCCAAAUGUAACACACACACACACACACACACACACACACACACACACACACACACACACACACACACGGGUUUGUAAAUGCAUAGUACCACCAAAUGUCAGAUCUGGUCUUAAAGGAAACACCAAAUCAAUUACAUUCUGAAAAUAGGGAAUUGUUGCUCUUCUUUUUAAACUUUUCUUAAAUCUCCACCCCAGAUAAUACAUCUGUGGAAGUUGAAUGUGGAGUCUCCUUGUAAACCUACACAAGCUUUAUUGAUAGCUCACCGAAAUCCUCCAGUAGUUAUCUUUGGCAUAUAAUUGAGGUAACUGAAAGAAAACUAGAAGGGCACUUAGAACCAGCAGUGGACUCCCAGUAUCUGAGGAAGCAGAAUUCAAAAAGAACAUUACUGUCAAUUGUAUCCUCCAUUUUCCCAGGAUCAGUAUCCUGUGAAGUUCUGGUUGUCCAGCAAUACAAAGAAAACGUCAUAAGAAUGAUGAUGGCUUUUUAAAAUUAAUUUUUUAAAUUUUCUUUAUUUAUUGGAUAGAGACAGCCAGAAGUCAAGAAGAAGGGGGAAACAAAGAGAGAAAGAGACAAGAGAGACACCUGUAGCACUACUUCACCACUUGCAAAAAUUUCCCCCUGAAUUGGGGACUGGGCACUUGAACCCAGUUUCUUGAGCAUUGCAGCAUGUACACUCAACCAGGUGCGCCGCCACCCAGCCCCAGAAUGAUGAUCAUUUUCUAGCACAGAAGAUUAGGAUUACCUGUUCAGAAAGAAGUUUCUUUGGGCCUUACUUCAAAAGGUAAGGUUUGUCAACAGAAACUUUCAGUAUUACCUUAUGGUCCGAAUUCGCUGACAGACUUCACAGACAUCCUAGCUUUACUAACUACCAGUUCAAAACUAUAGAGAUCUGAUAGAAUGGAAGUCUCUCAGUAACAGUUUGAGCACAGGGUCAUUCCAUAGACUAUUCUAGUUCAGGUUCCCCUAAAUUGCCUUCUGGAUAAAUAUUUUUUUGUGGAAACUGAAUAGAAAGAUUUUUUUUCUAGUUGUCUGAAAGGUCAUGACUGAGGAAGAAAGGAAAUAACACUAGAUGACAAUAGAGGACUCAAUGUUCAAAGUCAUUUAUAAUAUAACUAUGGAUAAUUCUAGGCAUUCAAUU